GCCUGUGCCGGUGGGUUAGGUGUGACGGAAGACGUCGCAGCAGAGGAGGUGGCAGCCGAGCUCGCCAGGGGCCGAGGCAGAUUUGAGCCUUAGCAUCCAAACCAGAGCUGGCGAAACGCGAGGUGUCCCGGCAUGCCAAGAGCCGCGGCAGCGAAAAGUUAGCUUGCAAAUUCCCUGAGCGCGGCUGGAGAGGUGUGCAUCAGCAGCCUGUCCCAUCUGGGGGCGGCUCCGGUAUCUGGGACCCAAGUGACGUGCUCGCGACGCCCUCCGGAACAUUUGAAGGAACGCGGGGCUGGGAAGGUUGGAAUAGGGGAGCUCAAGGUAGUGCACCAGGGAGCAUCCCCUCAUUUUACUCCCUCAAGAAUCAAUUGAUGAGGUUGCAUUCAUGAGUUCAAGUAAAAGAGUGGAUUUGAAAAUCAUUAUCAUUGGAGCUUUGGGUGUAGGAAAAACCUCUCUCCUCCACCAGUAUAUACACAAGACAUUUUAUGAAGACUAUCGCACCACCCUGGGAGCUAGUAUCUUGUCCAAAGUUAUGGAAGUAGACCGCACACCACUGAAAUUGCAGAUUUGGGACACUGGAGGCCAGGAACGAUUCCGGUCUAUUGUGUCCACAUUCUAUAAAGGUUCAGAUGGCUGCAUGCUGGCUUUCGAUGUCACAGAUAUGGAUUCUUUUGAGUCCUUGGAUGAUUGGAGGGAAGAUUUUCUUCAAAAGGUCAACUCUACAGAGCAAGGCUUCCCUAUGGUUGUGCUGGGGAAUAAAAUUGAUCUGAAGGAUCGACAAGUGUCCAAAGAGAUGGCUUCAUCCUGGUGCAAGAAGAAGGAUAUUGCAUAUUUUGAAGUUAGUGCCAAGAAUGAUAUUAAUGUGGUGCAGGCUUUUGAGACCCUGACAAGGCAAGCACUAUCAAGAUAUAAAGGGAUAAUUGAGAACUACCUAACGGAAUCUAUAAAGCUCAGUCCAGAAGAUCAGCCCACAACCAAAUGUUGCUGACAUCCCAUUUGGAAUGAUUUGACAUUUACACAGUCUGAAAGUUGGCGCAUGGAACAGCUGUUGCUGCUUGGGAAUUCAGCCCAUCGGGGCAGAGGAUGAACUGAUACCGUAUUGCCCUCUGGCAUCCUAGCAAAGAUGGAACAGACUGCUGGUUACUGAACACACAGACAUUCAGGAAUCAGCAUCAAGAAUCGGGAUAAUGUUUAACCAGCUGAAAGAGAUAACCUUACUGUAUCAGUCAGACCCCUCUAAGAUGCCACUUCGAAGUUCAGAUCCAUGUUCCAGAAUACUCCAUGGAAUGACUUGAUCUUAUUUUGAAGCUGUCUCCUAUAUUUUGUCAUGUUCUAUUGGUAAAACUGCAUAGAUAAGCUCUGGAUCAUCUUGGUCCAGCUUGGGGUUUUCUAGAUAUGAUACAGCUUAAACUCCUGGAAUUCCCAGAUAGCACAGCUGAAGGAUAAAGGCUCUAGAGUGGGUUGGGAAAAGCUGACCUAGAUAGUUCAGGCACUGCUGCUUAAAUAAUAUACAUAUGUGGUACAUUCCAGAUACUUAGAUGCCUAUCCCUCAUUUUAUUCCCACAGCAACCACUGUAUGAGGUAUGUUGAGCUGAGAGAGAGUAACUUGCCUCAAAUCAUCCAGUGAACUUCCAUGGUAGGGAGUUGACUAGAAUAUAAGUCUGCAUAGUCUAGGUCUAACACUGAACCCCUAGACCAAACCCAGUGGGUUACCCCUCUCAAUUCCUGACCUUGAAAAUACAAUGUUAAUCUAAGAAUAUUGAUUUUGCAACAGAAAUGCAAAACUUUUAAUAUUGGUUCACUAAUAUUACACAGAAUUGGAAGCUAAUAUCACAUAGAUAUUUAUGACAAUUUUUGCAUAAAAACAAAUGCCCUUGAACAAAGAAAAUACUGUAAAACUAUAAAUGUAGACUCCAUCUUCAGUGUCUUUAUCUUUAUAAAAGGGAUAGCGCUUACUUAAAAAGCAGUUCUGCGGAGAAUUUUUUUAAAAUAUGGAAGAAAAAUGAAAUAUUGAAAAAGGGAAUAUAAUGGAAUCAAUUUGUACAUGGAAAUAUAUAGCAGACAUUUGAAAAAGGGAUCUCUUUUUUAAAACAUUGGAUGGCUAGUAUUUUAUUGCCGCUGUUCAAGGACCUUGUUUUUCACUGAAAAGAGUCCCUGAUGUGAAUUGUAUUUAUAUAAUAGACUGAAGCCAUUUUCAGAAAAGAUGUUCUCACAUUGAAUCAGUGUGGAAACUGGGAGCAUAAUCAGGCCAAUUAGCACCCUCCCUGCCUGCCGUCUACUUCUUUGUUGGAUAUACAGUACUUACAAGAAGGAAAGUUGCAGGUAUUAGGGAAAAAUACUUUCUUCUUAUAAAAGUUAAUGAUGCAUAUAUAUGGAUUGAAGAACAGAGUAAACUGGCACACGAGAUAAAGAUCAGGUCAGGACUAGCUGAUGUAAACAUCCGUUCCUUGCUCAUAUAUUGAGUGAAUGUGUCAUCUUCUUUCAAACAAACAAACAAAAGAGGCUAGACUAAUAUUUAAAAUAACUAUAUAGCUCGGCCAGUGCAGACCGCAAUUGUAAUAAAAUUAUUAGUUAAUGCAGUUAAUGGAAGGAUUUUUAUUGAGAGAAUAAAAAGAACCAAAUGGAGUCUGAACUGAUAUCUCAUUGCAAGCCAGAAUGAACUGGGCAGGGAAACAUGAUCUUGUGAAUCUGUUCUGGAAAUAUUUUGUUGACUGUACUUCUUGAACACCUUGGAAUUCAGGUUUGGCUGGUGAGGACAGAGCCAAAUUCAUUUUUGGAUAUUGUGCUGCCAACUCAAUUAAAAUUGAAUUU
Python bivittatus (Burmese python) is the source of this 2811-nucleotide messenger RNA. NCBI's taxonomy places the organism in Eukaryota, Metazoa, Chordata, Lepidosauria, Squamata, Pythonidae. The record is from RefSeq and is a predicted model, not a curated record.